AAAAAGCGGGAGAAGACUCGCCGCCCGCCAUUUUGUGUACUUGACAGACGAUGCGACGUCUUCGUGCGCCGGUUGCUGGCUGGCUGGCGCUGCUCCUGCUGCUGGGCGAGGCCGCCGGCGAGAACCCCUCGCCCGGGAUCUCUCUAGAGACAUGUGGAACCAGGCCACUUGUAGAUGAGACCACAGAGGAAGAACGGAUUGUAGGUGGACAUGACGCUGAACUUGGAAGAUGGCCUUGGCAAGUUAGUCUUCAAGUUCACCAUACUAAUGGAAGAUACCUUCAUGUAUGUGCUGGAUCUUUAAUUGAUUAUGACUCCGUGCUAACAGCAGCACACUGCAUUCAAAACAGGACAACACCAGAGCUUUGGAGGGCUGUGUUUGGCUUGCGUCGACUUUAUGGAGACAAGAUUCAUUCUGUAAACAGCCAGGUGAUGAAAAUCAUGCCCCACUGUCGUUAUGAUGCAAGAAGUCACGUAAACGAUAUUGCCUUGUUUAAAUUAAGCCAGGUUAUCAAAUACAAUGACUAUAUUCAGCCCAUCUGUUUACCUAGCACCCCUCUUCUCCUGAGUGACAGGAACCCAUGUUAUAUAAGUGGAUGGGGAUUGACAAAAGAGAAUGGUACACCAAGUUAUAUAUUACAAGAAGCUGAAAUAAAAGUUUUUCCACACGAAGUCUGUAAUAGUUACGAUUGGUAUAAUGGACGACUAUCAAGGAAUCAGCUUUGUGCUGGCUCUGAAAGUGGACAUGUUGACGCUUGCCUGGGAGACAGUGGUGGUCCUCUGAUGUGUUAUUUGCCAGAUGAUGAGAAAUUUUAUCUGGUAGGAAUCACCAGCUUUGGUAUUGGCUGUGGUCGACCAAAAUUGCCAGGAAUCUAUAUACAUGCAGCUAAUUACAAAAGUUGGAUAGAUUCACGCCUACUUGACAAAACCUCCAUUGUGAGCAUUCCAUGUGUUCUGAUUUUUUCAACUGUGGUGUGGGUAACCAUUCAUCUUGUUCUGUGAACAGGCAAUCUUCUUCCAUUGCACUUUUAAACUCAAUUAUUUCCUCCUGCAAAUCUUUACCAAAAUGCAGUAUUUAACAGUUACGAUGCUUUAUAAUCUACUUUGAAUUGACAAAUUCAAAAACAAGUUUUAUCCGCAAAGAUGUAAACCCAGAAGCACUGUUCAUUUAAUUUCCUUUAUGAAUCGCUUCUCAUAAAGCUUCCCAAAGUGAUUUCACAAUAAAAAAUAUGUAUAUACAGACUGGUUUAUCCAUGCCUCCCCUUGUUAUGCUGCUUCCAUCACCCUCCUGGAAAAAACCCAUU
Messenger RNA from Podarcis raffonei (Aeolian wall lizard), 1303 nucleotides. Its product is annotated as transmembrane protease serine 12-like. Gene Ontology annotation, molecular function: serine-type endopeptidase activity. Bases 51 to 1001 code for a protein of 316 amino acids. NCBI's taxonomy places the organism in Eukaryota, Metazoa, Chordata, Lepidosauria, Squamata, Lacertidae. The transcript is spliced from 5 exons. The record is from RefSeq and is a predicted model, not a curated record. Gene Ontology annotation, biological process: acrosome reaction; proteolysis.